This is a messenger RNA of Lactuca saligna, 1641 nucleotides long. NCBI's taxonomy places the organism in Eukaryota, Viridiplantae, Streptophyta, Magnoliopsida, Asterales, Asteraceae. The record is from the annotation of a GenBank genome assembly.
AUGCUCCCUCGAAGAACAAAUCAGAAUCCACAAUCAAAUACCCGAAGCUUUUUGAACGUCUCGGAUGAUAAAGUUCACCUUAUUGAUCUGCCUGAAGAUUCUGAUAGCAAUCGUCGAUGUGGAUCUUCAUAUGGAUGGCUUGUGAUUCUGGAAGAAACCCCUUCAAUUUCAAUCGUAAACCCAUUAACCCAGGCCAGACACCACCUCCCACCAUUAUCAUCGUUUCCAAACGUAACAUCCUUCGAGCCAUCUGAAAUUGGGAAAGAAUACACUCUCAAAACAUCAGAAGGGGAAGUAUAUACAUGUAAUUCAAAAGAAAUGCGUGAUUCUUUCAUCAAAAAGGUGAUCUUUUCUUCAAGCCCUUCAAAUGAAAACACCGAUUACUAUGCGGUGGCAAUUCUAAAUCAAACCGGUGAUCUUGCAUUUUGCAAGAAAGGCGACAACUGUUGGAAAUUCAUAGACGAUGCAAAUUCUUUCUGUGAGGACGUUGUUUUUCACAAAGAGUGUUUCUACGCUGUGAGUAAACAUGGAACAGUUGCUAUAUGCGACAUUACUGGAUCAUCACCAAAUGUUUCCUUUAUCGAAACCCCAAGACAAGUUGGAGGUGAUAUGCAAUAUUUGGUGAUAUGGAAAGAUGAAUUAUUGUUGGUGACUCGAUAUAUGGAGGUUGAAUUUAACAUGGAUCAACAUAAAGUUGAUAUUGUGUAUAAAACUACCGACUUUCGAGUGUUUAAGUUGAUUUUAAAUGGGCCAAAAUGGGAGAGUCUGAGUGGAUUGGAUGGGUGUGCGUUGUUUUUGGGGGAGAAUUCUUCCAUGGCGUUUCGUGCUUCUGAUUUCCAUGGUUGUAAUGGGAAUUGUAUAUAUUUCACAGAUGAUUAUUCUGAGUGGAAUUAUGAUGGUGCUAAUGGGGAUCAUGAUUUGGUUGUCCAAUGGACGUCGAUGGCCUCCUCCAAUUUGGAUUACUCCAAGUCUACAUUAAUCACCAAGUGUGAUUGGUUUAACGAGGAAAGUGACAAGACAAAUGUUGGUGAACAUUUUUCUAAGCUUGGUUGGCUUUUUCCUUUGCAAAUCCGAAAUCAACAAUACAUACAAAGGGAAAUCAGUCUCUUUGUGCGACUGCUGCUGCAAGCGACCAAUCACAGUUUGAAAAGCCCACUUGCGAUCGAGGUAGGGCUAUCGAGAUUUGGAAGAAUCGGUCGUCUAGUUGCUAGAGUUGCUCUUCAGAGAGAUGAUGUUGAGCUUGUUGCUGUUAACGAUCCUUUCAUCUCCACUGAUUACAUGACAUACAUGUUCAAGUACGACAGUGUUCAUGGUCAAUGGAAGCACAAUGAACUUAAGAUUGACCGAGUUAAUACGGAUGGGCUAAUUAUUAUAAGGAUGAAUGAUGAAUGCACAUGGACAACAACUUGAAAGGAGCUGACAUUUAUUUAUAUUAAGACAUUGUAGUUUUUCAUUUGUGAUUACAAUUGUAUUCAUAUAUGAUUGCAAAUGUGUUUUGUUGAUGUUUCAUCUCUAAUUUGUGUUCUAGUCAUUUAAGAUUACAAAUGUAUUGAUUUUUUAUAAUGCUAUUUUAUUCAAUUAGGAUGAUAUUUGUAUUCAUUAAAAAACUAUAAUAUCUUAUAUUUAUGAAUGAAAAUGUGC